Messenger RNA from Quercus lobata, 783 nucleotides. RefSeq names its product protein NUCLEAR FUSION DEFECTIVE 6, chloroplastic/mitochondrial. NCBI's taxonomy places the organism in Eukaryota, Viridiplantae, Streptophyta, Magnoliopsida, Fagales, Fagaceae. The transcript has 3 exons. The record is from RefSeq and is a predicted model, not a curated record. The coding region runs from base 51 to 389 and encodes 112 amino acids. Gene Ontology annotation, cellular component: mitochondrion.
UUCUUUCCUCGAUUCCAUUUCCUUCACGAAGCAAAGAAAGAAGUAAAACCAUGGCGGCUAACUAUGCGAGAAGAACCCUACAAAUCUCUUCCAAAACCCUACUGAGCUGUACUUCAUCUUCAUCUUCAUCUUCAUCUUCGUCAACUACUUUCGCUUCCAAAGCUUCGAGAUUGAGUGGGCUUGGGCUCGCCUCUGCUGGGCCCAACUCUGCUUCCCGACUCUCUGUUCACAAGCGCAUACUCUCCAGGCUUCCUGUGGAGUUGUCUGGUGUGCAGCAAUCUCUAAUGCCAUUGCAUAGUGUUACUGCUUCUGCAUUGUUAACUUCAUUGCUUUCUGUGUACAAUGACAACUGGGGGUGUCUAUCAGAAGGAUUUGCAACAACACUAUAAUAUGGCCAACGCGUUCUUGUUCUAGGUACCACCCAAAAGUUCUGCAUCAUAUUUUGUUUAAUUGUAUGUUUCUAAUUUUGCUGAACUAGAUAAUUAGCUUUUGCAAGAGAUGGUUACCCCUCUCUCUCUUUGUUUUUUGAGUUUUUCACUGUGUGAUGAUGAUGGUGACAUUCACCUUCACUAUAUUUACUGCUUUAGUGUUCUGAAAAGGAAUGGGUCUUUCCCAAUGAGUAACACUGCAAUUUGCCAAAUUUUAUUUUCCAGCAUAAUUGGUGAAUAAUUUUGUAUGGUUAUAUUUCGGAUUCACCUUCAAGGGAAAAUAUGAAACACGAUUUGUACCAUGGAUUAUGGAAUACAUAAUCAUUAUUAUCUUCAUCAACAAUUCAAGAUGAGA